CCGAAACAGGCGCGUAAGACGGGUACACUUCAGACCUUGAUCUCCAUCGGAAAGGUUUCGAAUUCGUUCUCUUUGGCAAGAUGAUAUUUUCAGCGCUCUGUCGCAAAGAAGAACCGUUCCCGAUCUACCAAUACCUGGCGAUGCUUACAGGCACGCUGAGUAUCGUGUCGAGUGGAAUGCACUACGGGUGGACGUCUCCCUCGCUUCCUCAGUUGCAGCAUCCCAAUUCCACGCUGCCGGUCACCGACGACGAGGGGUCGUGGAUGGCCGUCGCUCCGCUGGGUGGCGCGACCCUCGGGGCCAUCUUCAGCUGGUUCAUUCUCGACGUGAUCGGUCGCAAGAGGGGGGUACUGUUAACGGCCGCACCGUUCUUCGCCUCGUGGUUGAUGGUGGCCUACGCGAAGUCGGUUUGGGUGCUACUGGUAGCGAGAUUCAUCGCCGGAAUCGGGGACGGUCUCGCCUUUUGCUCCGUGCCGAUGUACUUGGGCGAAAUCGCCGACGCCAAGAUCAGGGGGUUGCUAGGGUCGAGCUGCUCGAUCAUGUGGAUCUUCGGAAUGCUGCUCAUUAACAUUAUCGGUGCGUACACCAGCAUUAAGGUCGCCGCACUCAUAUCUUCGGUUUUCCCCGUGGUCCUCGCGGCGACGUUCGUGUGGAUGCCCGAAAGUCCCUACUACCUAAUCAUGAAGGGCCGAGUGAAUGAAGCGAAGGAGAGCCUGAGGAUCUUCAAACGCUCCCGAAUUGUUGAGGACGAAUUGGGGAGGCUCUUCAACGCGGUGCAGCUCCAAAACACUAACACCGGAAAGUUCCUCGACCUCUUCACCGUCGGCAGUAACCGAAGGGCGCUUCUAAUAGUGAUGGGAACGCGCGCAAUUCAGCAGUGCAGCGGUGCCUUGGCGUUCACCUUCUACGCGAACACCAUCUUCAAGAAAGCCAGUGAUGAGAUUUCGUCAACUACAGCAACCAUAAUCUACUUCUCGGUUCAACUGAUAGUCGCCUCCACAGCUUCGCUGGUAAUGGACCGCACAGGCCGAAGACCGCUGCUAAUCGUUUCCGUCAUUGGAUCCGGAGCCGCCCUGCUCCUCGAAGGCCUCUACUUUUACCUCAAAUCCGAUCACCCCUCCCUCGACGUCUCCCGAUUCUCCUACAUUCCGGUGGCCGCUCUAAUCGGAUUCGUCGUACUCUACGGCAUCGGCUUACAGAGCAUUCCCAUACUUAUCUUGGGCGAACUCUUUCCCACCAACGUCAAGGCCUUCGCCUUGGGCCUCGCCGACAUCUACUUCAACGUGGUCGCCACGCUCGUAUCCAAGUUUUUCCAAGCGAUGAAGGAUCACUACGGGAUGCACGUUCCGUUCUUCUCGUUUUCGGUGUGCUGCGCUGCAGGUCUUUUCUUUAUCUUGUUCUUCGUUCCGGAAACUAAGGGCAAGACUUUGGAGCAAAUACAGGACGAGUUUAAGUGCGACGUGAAACGAAGGGAAAGUUUUAAGCAAAUCGCGGACGUGUGCUUCGAAAGGGGGGAUACGAAAUUUUCCAUAUAAAGAUUACUCUAAUAUAAUGAAAAAGCCUGUUGAUUUAUUCUCUUACCUCAGUUCGCCGAGUUUUGCUUGAUUUAUGCCGAUCUCGCCUUUGACUCACUCGGCGUUGGUGUAGGAAUUACUGAAAACGGUUAAUCUAUGCUAAUGCCGAGCGAACCGAAGGUGAGUUCGGCACAAAUGACAAUCAUCUUGGCGCUUGGAAUACGAAUUUGCUGAUUUUUGCUUGAUUUAUGUCGAACUCGCCUUUGGCUGGCUCGGCGUUGAUGUACGAAUUAUUUAAAACGGUUAAUCUAGGGUAAUGCCAAACGAACCGGAGGCGCGCUCGGCACAAAUGACACUCAUCUUGUCGCUUUGAAUAUUAAUUUGCUGAAAUUUGCUUGAUCUAUUCCGAACUUACCUUCGGCUCGCCCGGGAUUAGUGUACCAAUUAAGUAAAACUGUUGAUGUAUGCAAUUGCCCAAAUGACAAUCAUCUUGUCGCUUUGAAUACGCAUUUGCUAAUAUUUGCUUGACUUAUGCCGAACUCACCUUUGGUUCGUUCGUCAUUGGUGUAAGAAUUAUCAAAAAUGGUUGAUGUCUGCAAUUGCCUGGUGAACCGGGGGUGUGAGGUCAGUACAAUUGACACUCAUUUUGUCGCUUAGAAUACAAAUUUGCUGAAUUUUGCUUGAUUUAUGCUGAACUUUCCUUGGGUUCCCCCGGCAUUUGUGUAGAAGUUGCUUAAAACGGUUUAUCUAUACUAAUGACGAGCUAACAGGAGGUGAGUUCGGCACAAAUGACACUCAUUUUGUUGUUUGAAAUACGAAUUUGCUGAUUGUUGCUUGAUUUAUGCCGAACUCGCCUUCGGCUCGCUCGACAUUAGUGUAGGAAUCAACCAUUUAUGCAAUUGCCGAGCGAACCGAAGGUGAGUUCGGCACAAAUGACACUCAUGUUAUCGCUUUCUGUACCAUUUUGCUGAUUCUCGCUUAAUUUAUAUUGAACUCGCGUUUGGCUCUCACGGCGUUAGUGUAGAGAUUGCUCUAAAACAAUUCAUUUGCGCUGAUACAGAGAUACGGGGUGGUUUGGCACAAUUGACACUCAAUUUGUCGCUUCGAGUACUAAUUUGCUGAUUUUUGCUUAUGUCGAACUCCCGUAUAACGUCUGAACAAAUUCUCAAAAAAAUGAGAAAGUAUAUAGAUACUUUGAGAAUA
This is a messenger RNA of Photinus pyralis (common eastern firefly), 2717 nucleotides long. Its product is annotated as facilitated trehalose transporter Tret1-like. Gene Ontology annotation, molecular function: sugar transmembrane transporter activity. The record is from RefSeq and is a predicted model, not a curated record. Bases 81 to 1535 code for a protein of 484 amino acids. Lineage: Eukaryota; Metazoa; Arthropoda; Insecta; Coleoptera; Lampyridae. Gene Ontology annotation, biological process: transmembrane transport; carbohydrate transport. Gene Ontology annotation, cellular component: membrane. The transcript has 2 exons.